Helianthus annuus (common sunflower) is the source of this 1839-nucleotide messenger RNA. RefSeq lists its product as uncharacterized. The coding region runs from base 1 to 1839 and encodes 612 amino acids. NCBI's taxonomy places the organism in Eukaryota, Viridiplantae, Streptophyta, Magnoliopsida, Asterales, Asteraceae. The transcript has a single exon. The record is from RefSeq and is a predicted model, not a curated record.
AUGGCUAAUUUAUUGCCUAGUUUAGCAGCCAUGGACAGAAAUGGGAUAUUGGCAAACGUUACAGCUUUGGGUGUUCUGGCAAUCACCUUGGUGGUCAAUGUUUGCAUCCAAAUACAAACAGGUGUUGUUGUAUCCAAUGGAGGGGAAGCUGCUAAGAUUCUUCAAAUGAUCUCUACAGGAGAUUACGCCCCUAAAGAGUUACUGGUCUCAAAUAAAGUUACCUGUUCCACAAUAGCCAUAAUUUAUUCGGCUCUGCUACUCUUGUUAAUAAUACAUAUAUGUUCAUCUUUAGCGGUUCUGAAAUCCAAAGAGAUUAUAGAACUUCAGUACCAACAACGUCAUGAAGAAGCUUCAAGUGACGUUCAAGAAUCAUACAGAACAUACUUAACCCCCGAGAGGCUAUAUGCCCAUGUGAGGAAGUACUGGAUCAUGGCGGGAAGUAGCAGCCCCGAAUACAUGAUACCUUGCUCUGUAACCACCACUGCUUCGGGGGUAAUAUGCGCCUUCACCACUAUCUUGCACACUCUAACUUUGAAAUGGGCAAUUUCAGAUAUAACGAGAGGCGACUAUGAUUCAGAUUAUAAGUGGACAACACUGCUGAUUCUCAUAAUGCAGUUUAUUGGGGUCGUAAUUAGUACAGUUGCACCACUUUCUAGAUGUAUUGCAAACUUAAGCUUUUUCAGUAGCAUUUCUAACCAUAUUAGGGUCUUUAAAGUAGAACAAUUCUGGACUCAAAAGUUAUAUGACUGGAAAUAUGGAAGUAUCUCACUCCCAUUCCGUAGCCCCAAACUCAAGAUGAUCAUCGUGCAUCUGAAAAGCCUAAUUCUUAACUUUUGUAUAAUAUUCCAAGAGGGAGUUGUGGUAGUAUGCAAGAUAAUAACAUUGAUCCCAUUUUUCUUUAUGGUAUGUGUCUUGUAUUGCUUGCUUUAUCGGUUAUUGAAGUCGUUAUUCCAUUGCCUGUUUUUUUUAUCCGUGGAAAGGACGGAGUUCAUCUUGCAACUUGAAGAUGAUGUUCAACUCAAACUUUUUGAUAGAACAUCGGAAGCGCUUUCAAAAUCUUUGGAGCAAUUGGUCCAAAAGGGUGAAACAAAACAACCCAUAUAUUUGAUGUACCUAAUUAACAACAAAUGUACUGCAGGUUAUCAAGGAGCUAACACGUUUGACAACAAUGAUCGUCAAAAUUGUUGGAGCUUAACGGUGGUAACACUAACAACGAUUGCCAUUACUCUUCCGAACAUUGAAAAGGUUGAAGUUGAGCGUUUGUACAAAAGUGUGAUGGAAGGUCUUGAAUAUGUCACACUUGUGGAAAAAUUCCUCAAUGCUACUGAUGACCAUAUAAGCACUCAGAAGGCAAAGGCCGCUGAAAGGUUGUGGCAAGAAGUUAAUGUCUUCCACAACUGGUUAGGAAUCAGGUUGAAAGAUAUUUCAUGUCAAUCAAAUUCACAUGCUAGCCAAGUAGAUACAACAAUGCAAAUUGUUCAGUUGUUUUUAGAAAACGCAAGAAACAAACUCGGAAAAGAGUGUGAAGGUCAAGAUAAUGUACCGAACUACACGUCUAUUUGUGCAAACUCAAUGUCUAGUGUCGCUGAAACACUCAUUCGUGACACAGAAAACCACCAGAGAUUGUUUGAUAAUUUAUCAUCAAGGAUUGCUGACAUAAUGGCUGCAUGUCUCACCAACCUACCUCACGUCAUAGCAAUGAUAUGCCACACUGGUGUGAUAGAGAAGAGGGAGGAAAGUGCCCAAGCAGCAGCCAAACUUCUAGGUGAAACCAAGCAGAUAAUCCGCAUUCUUCAAAAUUGUGAUAUCCCAUCUAUGCAUCCGAAUGACUUGCCUUAA